GGCGGCGCUGGCGAGAGGGAAGCAGCGGCGGCGGCGCUAGCGGAGGUGGCGCUGUGAGAGGGCGCCGGUCUGACCGGCUCCUCGGAGCAGGGCGCGCGCGAGUCAGGCGACUCCGCCUCUCCGCUCCGUGCCCUGCCUGCCAAAGGUUGCGGUUCCUGUAGGCCUGGCUCGACCGCUACUCCUGCCCGGCGCCGCCCCCACCUGGCUUCCCCCGUGACCGGGUCUGGCCGUGCCUUGGCCGCCUGCGAGUUGGGGGGGGGGCGGUCUGUGCCGGCUGGUCUCCUGGCUCGGGACCGGCACGUUUAUUGGCUUCCUGUUGUGUAGCCGGAUAGCGAAAGGCCCGGAGGAUGCGCGGCAAGCGGCGUCCCGCCUAACAAGGCCGCAGUUGGCAACGGUGUGCAGAGGCAGCAGCGGAUCUUUCGCUUGCGACCCGAUUCGGAGCGUUGCCGGGGGCCAAUUCCUUAACUGCCCGAUUUAAGUACGUACAAACGGCUGCGCGCUGUUUGUGCUUCUGUGAGGACCACACGUAAUGGCUUUUUCUCCCUUCCCAACCUUUGCCCCCGCAGUCAAUAAAUCAACAAAAGACUUAAAGCGGUGCCAUGUAGUUCAGUUGGAUCCAACGGUAGAUGUGGAUUAUAACGCAGAUAUCUGACGAUUUACACUUCAUAGUUAAGUGUAAAAAAUGGAGAUUAGAGAGUGAAAACAGGAGAGAAAUCAGACAAGGAUAAACUCUGCCUCAAGAGUGCCUAGUGGAGAAUGCAAUGGGAUCAAUAGCAUGUCUGCGGAGAGUGGCCCUGGGACAAGACUGAGAAAUUUACCAGUAAUGGGGGAUGGACUAGAAGCUACACAAAUGUCUACAACACAGGCACAGGGCCAAACCCAACAAGGCAAUACUUCAGCUAAUAACCCACCUCCACCAGAGACCUCAAAUCCUAACAAACCCAAGCGUAUGACCAACCAACUGCAGUAUCUGCUCAAAGUGGUGCUCAAGACACUAUGGAAACAUCAGUUUUCAUGGCCUUUCCAGCAGCCUGUGGAUGCUGUCAAACUAAACCUCCCUGAUUAUUAUAAAAUUAUUAAAACUCCUAUGGAUAUGGGAACAAUAAGGAAACGCUUGGAGAAUAACUACUACUGGAAUGCACAAGAAUGUAUCCAGGACUUCAAUACAAUGUUUACAAACUGUUAUAUCUAUAAUAAGCCAGGGGAUGAUAUUGUUUUAAUGGCAGAAGCUCUAGAAAAACUUUUUCUGCAGAAAAUAUCUGAAAUGACGCAGGAAGAAACUGAAAUUGUUAUAGUCCAGACAAAAGGAAGAGGACGGGGGAGGAAGGAAACAGUUACAUCCAAGGCUGGAGCAUCAACGGUACAGAAUACAACUCAAGCAUCAUCCCCACCACAGACGCAGGCUUCACAGCCAAAUCCUCAGCCGGUGCAAACAACUCAUUCCUUUCCUUCUGUGACCCCUGAUCUUAUUGUCCAGACGCCAGUAAUGACGGUGGUGCCUCCCCAGCCUCCACCACCACCACCUCCCCAGCCUCCCCCUCCCCCUCCUUCAGCUUCUGCUCCCCAACCCAUUCAAACACACCAACCAAUUAUCCCAACUGCUGCACAGCCCAUGAAGACAAAAAAAGGUGUGAAGAGGAAAGCAGACACUACAACUCCAACAACAAUAGACCCGGUUCAUGAGUCCUCAUCACUGCCCACAGAACCCAAGGCUGUCAAGACAGGUCCACGAAGAGAAAGCCGACCAGUGAAGCCGCCUAAGAAGGAUGUUCCAGACUCUCAGCAGCAUGUAGUAGAGAAGAGUAGCAGUAAUAAAGUGUCAGAGCAAUUAAAAUAUUGUAGUGGCAUCAUAAAAGAGAUGUUUGCUAAGAAGCAUGCUGCCUACGCAUGGCCCUUCUACAAACCUGUGGAUGUGGAAGCACUUGGGCUUCAUGAUUACCGUGAUAUCAUUAAGCAUCCCAUGGAUCUGAGCACAAUUAAAUCAAAACUGGAGAACCGGGAUUAUAGAGAUGCUCAGGAAUUUGCAGCUGAUGUCAGAUUGAUGUUUUCCAAUUGUUACAAGUAUAAUCCUCCUGAUCAUGAGGUGGUUGCUAUGGCACGGAAACUGCAGGAUGUAUUCGAGAUGCGUUUUGCUAAAAUGCCAGAUGAGCCUGAAGAACCUGUGAUUCCAGCUUCCUCUCCAGUAGUGGUGCAGCCUCCACCCAAAGUGCCCCCACCUUCAUCCAGUGAUAGCAGCAGUGACAGCUCCUCUGAUAGUGACAGUUCAUCCGACGAUUCUGAAGAAGAACGAGCUCAGCGGCUAGCAGAGCUCCAGGAACAGCUUAAAGCAGUGCAUGAGCAGUUGGCUGCCCUGUCCCAGCCACAGCAGAACAAACCAAAGAAGAAGGAGAAAGACAAGAAAGAAAAGAAAAAGGAGAAGCACAAAAAGAAAGAAGAAGUAGAAGAGAAUAAAAAAAAUAAAACCAAGGAUCCACCACCUAAGAAGGCCAAGAAAAAUAAUGGCAGUAACAGUAACUCAAGUAGUAAGAAGGAGCCCGUGACUCUGAAGAACACCAAGCCACCUCCUGCUUAUGAGUCUGAGGAGGAGGAAAAAUGUAAACCAAUGUCUUACGAAGAAAAGAGACAGUUGAGUCUGGACAUUAACAAACUCCCUGGUGAAAAACUAGGCCGGGUUGUCCAUAUCAUCCAGUCAAGAGAACCCACGCUGAAAAACUCCAAUCCUGAUGAGAUUGAAAUUGACUUUGAGACAUUAAAGGCAUCCACAUUGCGGGAGCUGGAAAGAUAUGUAACAUCUUGUUUACGGAAAAAGAGGAAACCUCAAGCAGAGAAAGUGGAUGUAAUUGCUGGUUCCUCUAAAAUGAAGGGGUUCUCCUCCUCAGAGUCUGAGAGCACCAGUGAGUCCAGCUCCUCCGACAGUGAAGAUUCAGAAACAGAAAUGCCUCCAAAACUUAAGAAAAAAGGACAUUCUGGACGAGAACAGAAGAAGCAUCACCAUCACCACCAUCAGCAGACGCAGCAACAGCCACAGCCACAGCCACAGUUGCAACCACAGCAACUGCCUCCACCACCUCCUUCAGCCCCUCAACAAGCAGCCCCUCCAGUCAAAUCCUCUCCUCCAGCUUUUGUCCCAGUGCAGAUCCCAGUUAUGGAGCAUCCGCUCCCAGGGAAUAUGUUUGACACUAUUUCACAUUUCACUCAACCGAUUAUACACCUUCCUCAGCCAGAGAUGCCACCCCAUCUCCCUCAGCAGCCUGAGCACAGCACUCCUCCUCACUUGAAUCAGCAUACAGUAGUUUCUCCUCCAGCUUUGCACAAUGCUCUGCCUCAGCAACCCUCAAGACCUAGUAAUCGAGCUGCAGCACUCCCCCCUAAACCUGCUCGGCCUCCCGCAGUGUCACCAGCUCUUAACCAGCAACCCAUGCUUCCACAGCCCCCACUGCCCCAGCCUCCCCAGGAGCUUUUAGAGGAUGAAGAACCUCCUGCUCCUCACCACAACCUGCUGAGUAGUAGCCAGAUGCAGCUGUACAUUCAGCAGCUACAGAAAGUGCAGCCACAGACUUCUCUCCUCCCUUCAGUGAAGGUCCAGUCGCAGCCUCCGCCAUCCCUGCAACCUCCCCCUCAUGCUCCAGUGCAACAGAUGCAGCAUCAGCCACAGCAGAGGCCAGUACAUAUGCAACCAAUGCAGUUCCCUCCCCAUAUCCCUCAGCCUCAGCCACCUCCGCAGCAGCACCUACUCCCACAGCAGCAACAGCCGCCGCCACCACAGCCGUCAAAACCCCAGCAAGUCAUCCAACACCACCCCUCGCCACGACAUCACAAACCAGAUCCCUAUUCAGCUGGUCAUUUGAGAGAAGCACCUUCUCCUCUCAUGAUGCAUUCCCCACAGAUGCCACAGUUCCAGGGGCUGCAACAUCAGUCUCCACCGCAACCAAAUGUCCAGCCAAAAAAACAGGAACUGAGAGCCGCAUCUGUGGUUCAAUCACAGCCUAUGGUAAAAGAAGAAAAGAUGCAAUCCCCAGUCAUCCGAAAUGAGACUUUCAGCCCAGCCUUGCGGCAGGAUCCUCCCAAACACCCAGAGAGCAUCAAGCCACCUACACAUAUCCAACAACGAACAGAGAUGAAGCCAGUGGACAGUGGGCGGCCUGUUAUAAGACCCCCAGAGCAAAAUCCACCACCUGGAGUCCAGGACAAAGAGAGACUGAAGCAGGAACCAAAAACACCAGUUGCCCCUAAAAAGGAUUUGAAAUUAAAGAAUAUGGGCUCCUGGGCAAGCUUAGUGCAGAAGCACCCCACUGCACCAUCCUCUACAGUGAAAUCCAGCAGCGACAGCUUUGAGCACUUCAAGAGGGCAGCCCGGGAAAAGGAGGAGCGUGAGAAGGCUUUGAAGGCUCAGGCAGAACAAGCAGAAAAGGAAAAGGAGCGGCAGAGACGGGAGCAAGAGAGAAUGAGGAGUCGUGAAGAGGAGGAUACUCUGGAGCAAGCUCGUCGAGUUCAUGAAGAAGUCCGACGGCGCCAGGAACAGCCACCACAGCAUCAUCAACCACCACCACCACCACCACAGCAGCAGCAGCAGCAGCAACAGCAGCAGCAGCAGCAGGUGUCAGCAGCAGCCUCUGCUCCCCAAGCACAGAGCUCUCAGCCGCAGACUUCUCAGUCCAUGCUGGACCAACAGAGAGAGAUGCUCAGAAAACGAGAGCAGGAACGAAGACGCAGGGAGGCAAUGGCAGCUACUAUCGACAUGAAUUUCCAGAGUGAUUUGUUGGCAAUAUUUGAAGAGAAUCUUUUCUAAUAGCGCCUGGUUUUCUUUGCCUGACUCCUUAAUUUCCUGGCAAAUCUUUGACUCUCCAUAGUGUUGUUGGCGGCUGGGAGGAGAGCAUUCCUGCAGCCUUUCUGCAUGUGUGACAGAUGCGGCCUCAGAAGGAUCAGCAGAGUCUGCCUUACAAUGUGACUUUCUUCCCCACCCCGCCUCACUGAAGAAAGAAAGACCAAGACAAGCCAACUCUGUACUAGGUUUGAGUCAGUGGACUGGGAAGGGUGCCCCUGAUCACUUGAUAUUCUCUAUGCCAAACUUACUUGCAGUAUAUCCAGGACUUAAUGCUGUUCACCCCUUUUCUAUUCUUAAGAGUUCUGAGUUACAGAAUGUCUUUGACUCUACAAUGCUGUGUGCUUGCAGCACAAGACACUCUGCAUUGAGAGGCUGUGUACAAGAAGACAUACAAGCUGUUCUGAGUCCUGUCAUCACUGGCUUUGCCUUUAACUAAACUUCCCACAAGCCUGUAGCUGGGAGCCAUUCUCUGUAAGUGUUCGCUUGUGAAAAAGGGAAUAAUUUAGCGGAGGUGUCAAGUGUACCUGGCGAUUUGAGUGAGGUUUCUGUUUUUAGCAUUGUGUGGAGGUCCAGGAAUCUGAGCUAGACUACCAACCAAAGUCAGUUUCUUUCAAUCUGUUUAUUUUCCUCCAGACAAAUUGGCACUGCUCAGCUCUUGAGUGGGUAUUCUUGUCUCUUCAUUAUGGAAUGGAGUGGGGAAAACAUUAGCACCAGGGGUAUCUCCCACCCUGUCAAUAGUGUUUGACUGUGGCUGUAUUGUAUAGUGAAUAUAGUUGGCAUAUAUUUGUUUGAGUUUUAUUGGUGAGCCCACCAAACUCUGUAAAGACACUGCUUAUAUUUUGCUCAGUUCCAGACUUUUCAUCUAUAUUUUUAACUGUAAUACCAGAAAGAUACAUUUUGGGUUUUAAAUGUCAUGGAGUCUGUUAAAUUAGUUUUUUAUACAGCAAAGGAGCAGCUCCAAGGAGGGAGUGGGAGUGGACUUGGAUCAGCAGGAAGGCCUGCUCCUCUUGCCUUCAGUUGAGUUCUCUCACACACUAGCAGUGAUCGUUUUCCCAGCACCUUUAGUGGUUUUUUUCCAUUUUACUCUUUGAAUUGUUCCAAGUUUAUGUGCCAUAAAUACCCACUAUACAGUACAAUACUGGUGUGUCAGUAUUGGCCAAUCUCUGGAGUAAUUAAUUGGUUUUACUUUAAUACGGUGAAUAUGCAUUUGGUCUGUACUGAUCAUGGAAUAAACUCAUCUCUUUUUUUUUUAAAGUUUGUGUCGUACUGACAUUUCUUUUAAAUCCUGCUUGUGGUGAAAUUACUUAAUGGGGUGAAGCUGCAAAAGGACAGCUUGCCCCCUCACUUGUCUUGCUCCAGCAAAGAAGGGAAUUCUCCAGCCACAAUUAGCAGGGUUUCUGUCUUGUCACAAACCUGGGAAAAGCUUUCCCUGGGAGCAAUCCUAAAGCAACAGAAUUCCAUACAAACUGUAGGAAGACAAAGUAUCAAGCAGUUGGUGCCUUCUCAGAAGAGACUUUCCCAGAAGGCAUCUUACCCCAUGGCUGGUUUCAUGCUGUAGAACUAAACCAAAAGUUGGAGAAGACCAUGCAGGGAUUGCUCUCAGUUACUUCCUAUUCCUGCAGUGGACAAAUAUUAGCAAAUGUAAGAUGUAGCUCUCAGCAACGAAAAUUGGUCCACUUCAGUUGCAAUGAGAAAGAGGCAAGGUUUGUCUGCUUAUGGACAAUGGUCCUCCAAGCCUUGGACAAGUCGCAUGUUGUCAGUGAAAUACUUUGUUUUAAAUUUGACUGCCUGAAAAGUGCUUAGGUUUGGUGCAUUUGGACUGGCUGCAGCUGACACCUUGAGGAUCCAGUGAAAGGAGAGGAAGGAAUAGAUAGUUCAGCUUUCUGUACUCUUCCUCCAAACAAGUGUUCUCGUAGGUACUCCUGGCCCCAGAAUUUGACAGUGUAGAGCUUGUGUUGAUACCUCUCUUGACAAAAUGUGACUGUUCUGACAGAAACUGUCCUGAGUCUGAGUCAGUGGGAUUGGCCUAUCGAACACUGUUAUUCAGUAUGCUUAUUCCUGGCAGCUCGGGCCCUCCCUGGCUAGCUGCUGUAGAGGAUGCUAUCACUUUGUGUGAACACCUCAAACCAACCUCACUUCUGCACGUUCAGCCAAAGACAUCCCUAUUUUCCCAUAUGACAGAAGUUUUGAAAGACAGUUCGCAUAAUUUGCCAUCAUCUCUUCACUCAUAUGAGAUGCAUUGCCCAACUAGAUUAUAAAUGGCCAAAUGGGAGAUAAAACUCAGCCUUGUAUUAUAUAAUAUGUAUGUUGUGAAGAGGGUGGUGUCCAAAAUGACAUAAGUAUAGGUAGCUACUUAUGCGGGGCUACCUCCAUGUCUCCAGACCUGGAAAAGACUGUACUACCCUUACUCCUCAUGUGAUUUUCCAUAGUGUAUUGGGAGGAGUGGGAAAGGGGGUACCUAAGGUAGCUCUCAACUGCCUCUGAUUAGUAUUGCCCUUGCAUCUUUCGGUCCUUUUCAGCAUCAAUCUCAGGUCUUUUUGCAACAGGUGUGUAUUGUGGCCUGCUGCACAGCUCCAAGACCAGGCUAUAGGCUGCCACUGUCAGAUGGCAUGGCAGACCGUGUGUCACCCAUUCCCAGCCUAACUUUGGACUUGGCCUUUCAAUGAGCAAUUAAAUCUCUAUGCCCUUAGUUGUCAGAGGUGCAUGGAGCAGUAGCCAUGUACUGAAGGGAACAGACUGAAUUUAGGGGCCAGUGAUUCUUUGGUAUUCUUAUGAGCUGUUGGUCUUCACACUGAAUUUUUACCUAAAGGUGCCUUUUUAACUCUACAUCAUUAGAAGAUCUCCAUGCUUUUCUGUGUAGAGUACCAGACAGUUGGGUACUUUGAGGGAGUGAAGGGGUGUCUAAAUAAGAGAUGCUCCCAAGGUAGCCUCUGUGAAGGCUAUUUGAGUAUUACCUUGCUGAAAGGAUGUGCAAGUAGGUGUUGGUCAAGUUUUCUGCCACCACGAGUUGCUUAAAGCAAGCAAAAAGUUGUCUGUGUUCUUCUUCCUGGUAGUUGCCAGUCUUGAGAAGGCCAAGGGGGUGUUUGCACUUCCAUCUCCAAGCCCAGCAGAUCUGUAUUAGGAAUGGGCUAGACUUCUGGCCAAUGAUUGCCCUUAGCUUUAAAAUGCAACUGUGUAGUCUGAAAGAUGCUGGGUUUCUGAGGACUGUGCACUGGCCGGGGGGGGGGGGGUCACUGUAUGCUUGGGAACGUGUAGCUGUUCAUUUUUUGGACCAACAUAAAGGUAGUCACAGUACGCUGGAUUGUACACAAAACUAGCUUCCACCCUUUAACUGCUGACGUGUGAGCAUUAUUGCGAGAUGUUGAAUCUCUCUCACACGCAGAUUUUUUUGUGAAGGUUUAAUUGAUGGAUUAGCCCUUGGUUUUAAAUUGUAUCCCAGAAAUUGUCAGGGAAAGGGGGCUCAUAUUACUGUGGCUACGGCUCAGAAGUAAGUAGAAAGAGCCCCUUGCAUCCCCUCCUCUUCCCUGUGCCACUUGCGCAUCCUAUUUACUACAAGUUCAUUAACUGGCCUUAAUCUUCUCUUCUUGGCUCUUUUUGUGCAGAUCUUUGAUGGGGAAGUAGGAACUUUGGCUUCCCUUCGGAACGUUGUUCUGAUCUUUUCAUUUCCAUUGCCAGUCCUUUCUCACAGUAUUCCUUGCCCCCAUGUCUCCCCCACCCCCACUUGCCCUUUUUACGAAGCACUUUGGAUGAUCAUCUCCCUCCUUUAAUUUUAAGCUCAGGGUUUUUGGGGUACUUUUAGUGCACAUCCGCUGUAAGAGUUGAUCACAGAUGAGCUCACAUCCACUGUAAGAGUUGGUCACACAUGAGCUCAUCACAAUUGUACAUAAUAAAACCGCACCAUACUGACAAAAAUAAAGGCAUAACAAAAUGGAGAUGCUGGAACUUCUACCAAGAGAGCACCCUCGGCUGUAAAAUUUUAAAAAUAUAUAAUUUAUAUGUAUGCAAAGAACAACACCCCUUGUAUCUAGUCAGUAGUGAGGUUAGUCCUUUUUUAAUGUUAACCCCUCUUUUUGCAUUUGACAUUUGCCAAACCUUGUCGGUAGUUGAGAGUUCCAAGUAGUGAUAGAGUUUUUUAGAUUGGUGGCUUACUCAGCUGUCUCGUUCUUCUUCCUCACUCUCCUCCCCUCCUUUCUAUCUUUUGCAAACUUCUUGAAAUGUUUACAGGCUUGCACCUAUCUACUUUAAUUUUUUUAAAGCUGUACUUGGUAUUUUAUUUUUACACAUUUCUGAAUGAUGAACAUAGGGUGAUAUCGUUAGUUGGGACAUGAUUUUUUUUUCUGCCAAAGGUAUUUUUUUGCUAUUCUUGUGUUUUAUUUUUCUGUUUUUACAAAAUGUUUGUGUUUAUAAUUUGUUUGUCAUUCAGACUGAGACAUAUUUAAUUUCCCUUUCUUCCCCCAACCCCAUGUAUGAUUUUAACAAUUACAGACAUUAGAUGUAGGAGUCUAGCCUAAAUGAUGUAAUCUUGUUUAUUUUUUCCCCUUCUUCAGUCUUGUACAAAUGAAUAAGAGAAAUGUACAAUCCCACUGUACUUAAUGCACGGAACGCUUGGCAAAUAAUUAUGUCAGUGAAUUUGAAACUUGUAUUAAACACUUUAGACAUUUGUAGAAGGGAAUUCAUAGAAUUUUCACUUAUAUACUAAAGGUUUUUUGUGCAGUUCUCAUUGCAAAAAAUAAACAUUUGUACUGAAGUUAUGAAGUACACUUUUUCUUUGAUCUUUUGCUCUUGUACAGGAAGACUUGGCAAAGACUACACUGAAUGUUGGGUCCCAGCUCAUCAACCGGUUUCCCUCACAGUUCAAAUUUCAGUUGCAUGUUGUACAAGCAAGUCUGCCCCAUACCAAAUGUUGAAACUUCAGGACUGCAACUCAUUAAAAUAGGAGACCACAGUCAAAAUCCAAAGCUGCCAGACAGUACUAAAAACACGAUGUUUUGUUUAUUUAUUUAUAUUAAAUUUGUAUAGAUCUCAGGACAGUUCACAGCAUAAAAAUACAAGAUUAUAGGACAAAAUAUAUAAUAAAAAUAAGCAAAAAACCAAAACACCAGUAACCUCUGUUCCUCCUGCCCAACACAUUUUAAAGGGUAUAGGAUGUAUAUUAGCCCAAGGCCUGGUUGAAGAGGAACAUAUUCACCUCUUCAGCCUCAAGCAACAGCAAAGGAUCAAGAAGUACCCCCCCCCCCAAGCUACAUACCUGCUCGUUCAGAGGGAGUGUAACCCCACCAACAGCAGACAAUCUCCCAUCCACCCAGUUUAAAGAACCGUUUCAGUCGUAUCUGGAUUGAACUGCAAUUUGUUAGUUCUCAUCCAGUUAAUUACCAAGGCAAGACAACAUUCCAGCACAUCCACUGCCAUACCUGUAGAUGUAAUGGAAAAGUAGAUCUGAGUGUCAUCAGCAUAUUGCUGACAACGUACUCCAAACUUCUGCAUAACCUCACUCAGCAGUUUCAUGUAAAUGUUAAGCAGCAUAGGAGGUAAAAUCAAAUCCUGAGGAACCCCACACUGAAGGCUCCAUGGUGCCGAAAAACACACUCAAACAUUAUACUCCAGAAAUGUCCAUCCAAGUAGGACUGGGACCACUGCAAAACAGUGCCACCCACCCUUAAUUUGGACAGUUGCUCCAGAAGGAUACCAUGGUUGAUGGUAUUUGAAAGCUGCUGAGAGGUUGAAGAAAAUUAACGGGCACAUUCCCAUCUCCUGACAGAGAUCCUCAAACUGGGCAACCAAAGCAGUGUCUGUGCCAAACUUGGGUCUAAACCCUGACUAAAAUGGAUCUAGAAAAUCAGUUUCCUCCAAGAGCACCUGAAUAUGAUGCGCAACCACUCACUCAAGAACCCUGCUCAUGAAGGGAAAGUUAGCAACUGGCUGGUAGUUGUUAGAUUUUCUGAAUUGAAGGAGGGUUUCUUGAGGAGUGGUUUUACCACUGCCUCCUUCAAGCAGGCAGGGACCACCCCCUCUCACAAGGAGGCAUUAAUCACCUCCCUGCUAGUUUUCAUCAGCCAAGAGGGGCAAAGGUCCAGAGGAUGUUAUAAGGUCAGCAGUGUGCCAUAACCCCCAUAAUCUACCUGCCUCCUUGAGUGAAUUGUGUCAGUCCUGCCUUUAAACAAUAUGAUUUUGAUUUUUUCUCUCUCUCUCAUUUUAUGCUAGUUUUAAUGUAUGUUAUUUAUUUAUUUAUUCAUUUAGUCAUUAAUUCAUUUGCUGUUGUUAAUUCACUUUGAGUGAACUUUUAUUAAAAAAAAUACCAACCAGUAAGUUUAUUAUUAUUAUUUUAUAUAACCCAUUAUCCUACCUCCCCACCAUAGCUGCUUACAACCAGUCCAAAUAAAAAAGGUUUGCAACAAUCCUGAAACAGCCUCGGACUCUGCCGAGUCUUCAGGAGAAGGAAGCCCUGCAAUUGCAGAAGUUGCCAUUGAGAGUGUGCACAGAUGGUGAUCUCAAGCAGGCUAGUAUCACCAGCAUCUUUAAGAGGCGUACACCAUCAAAGGGCUUUGCAACCAAAACUAGCAUCUUGAGUUGAAUUGUAUCCAGAAAUCACUGAGGAGCAAGUGGAAAUACUCAAAAGGGCUGUAACAUUUUCCUUACAAUCUGCCCCUGCCAGGACAUACACUCCUGCAUUCUGCUCAAAGUUUAAAACCCUAGAACAGCUGGUAUUUUGGCAAAGAUGAAUUAUCAUGAUGGGCACUCCAUUGCUACAGAAAUGAUAAAAACAGUAGUGAUGUGACAACCGUUUGAAUCUGCUAUGUGACUGAUUACAUCAAAUAUCAGAGCAAUAGUAAUAGGAUUGCAUGGCCAGAAUAUAAAGUGGGGAUCAGUGUUGCUCAGUGUGCAGGUGCCUACAAAACCACUAGUAGAAGGAAGAACUGUAAAACAUUCAAGUCUUUGUUCGUUAUGAUCUCCCCAAUUCACAGUUUUAAAGGCUAUUUUGAUCAGAUGACCCCUCUUUUAAGGGAAGCGUUACAAAUUGGAAAAAUCUCUGCUCUUAGUCCCACUUUACAGCAGACUGACUUAAUCCAGUAUACUUUUUACUACAAAUAGUUUUGUAUGUAGUACAGGCAGCAGCAGGCAAUACUGGCAGCAGCUGCAGUGGAGUGCUAUUCCCACUGCUGCCCGCUACUCCUAAUUUCUCCACGAUUCAUGGAGACAGUUGGCGUUGCUGAGGGGGAAGAGCAAAGCACCACCCUGCCUUCCCCCUAGAAGGGAGAGGGUGUGGUUGCCUACCCUAGGUGAGCUUCUGCUGCAAUUGCUGAUUCCCCACUCCACCAGACCUUGCUUGUGAGGCAGAGUAAGUCCCAGUAUGCCGAUGAGCUUGCUUUUUAUAGGUUUAUGUAUGAAAGCAGAUGGGGUACCUCUCCUCAAUUCUGGAAGGUGAACAUACUUCAAAACUCUUCUGAUGGGUGGGAAAUUAAAGCUGACAUUGGAACAAACACAUGAGCUGAUUUUCACACACACACACGAUUAAUACCAAUUUUCACUAUUAUUACCAUAGGGUACACACAAUGAUACAAUUCUGUUCAUAGUGGUGGAAUGAUCACACCUCAUAUAAUCAAAUUGGAUAUUGACAGGCUCCCUUACUAGAGGGUAUUGUUAAAUUUCUAUAACACCCAUUUGAAGAUCACAGGGCAGUUUACAAUAUAAAACCACAGAAAUGCAUACCAUAAUAACAAACAAAACCAAUAACCCCACACACAUAGUUUAAGAGGCCAUAGCUCGUUAUUUAUAACAGUAUACAAGCGAGCACGUUAUUAUUCUUAUCAGAUGCACAUCGGUAUUGGUUUGCAUAUAGCGGUAGUAGUAUACAGGGUUUCUUUUUCUAGAAAAAGGUGGUGGAACUUGCUGAGCAUCCACCCAAAUUUGUUGAGCUGAAAGGCUGCCAGAAUGCGCCUAAGAGGUUCUGCUGAGUUCCGGCUUUAAAAAGCCCUGGUAUUAUAUACCCAUUCCUAGUAAUGGCAAGCUCUGGAAACGUUCCCAUGUCCCACAAGUAAUUAUUGCCAGCAAGUCUGCAAUCCUUAAUUGAGGAUACAUUCAUUAUAGCUGCUAAUAACGCGAGUGACAUGUUCUUAGCCACACUAGCAGCAAUAUGCAUCUUAAGCCUAUAGACAGCACAUUUGUGUUCAUCCGUGCACAC
Molecule: messenger RNA, 13004 nt
Organism: Zootoca vivipara (common lizard)
Lineage: Eukaryota; Metazoa; Chordata; Lepidosauria; Squamata; Lacertidae
Gene: BRD4
Product: bromodomain containing 4
Biological process (GO): regulation of DNA-templated transcription; chromatin remodeling
Cellular component (GO): nucleus; chromatin
Source: RefSeq, a predicted model, not a curated record